Messenger RNA from Didymodactylos carnosus, 378 nucleotides. The record is from the annotation of a GenBank genome assembly. Lineage: Eukaryota; Metazoa; Rotifera; Eurotatoria; Philodinida; Philodinidae.
AUGUUACCUUUUGAUUCAAGAAAACAAAAUGCAUCUGUAAUAAUGACAAUUAAUCAUCGAAAAUUAUUAAUGUAUGCAUGUAAUACCGAUGAAAAAAUAGGACAAGAUCAAAUAGCUGCAUUUCAAUGGAAUGAAAUUGUUAAUUAUUAUAUUGUUGACCGAAAACAAAAAAAUUCUGACAAUAAAGAAAAUUUAUUUAUAUUUGAAUACAAACGUUCAUCAAUGAAAAUAAAUAAAACUGUUCAAUGCUCAACAUUUUAUUCAUUGUAUUUGUACGAUUGUUUUGAACGUGUGUUCCAUGAGCUAAACUUAGUUAAACCCAAUAAUAAAACGACAGCAAAUGAACUACAGCAUAUACGAGAGAAUGAACCGGUUUAA